Molecule: messenger RNA, 2438 nt
Organism: Drosophila ananassae
Lineage: Eukaryota; Metazoa; Arthropoda; Insecta; Diptera; Drosophilidae
Exons: 3
Coding region: 105-2342 (745 amino acids)
Source: RefSeq, a predicted model, not a curated record
AUUCACUCACUAAUGACUGUCUCAGAAAAAAACUUCAUGAUAAAACAUACGUUUUGUAAGAAGAGAACACUUGCAAAAAACACACACAAGAACCGAUCAACAAAAUGGACUUCGAUGAUGAUGACGAGGUGAUUACACCACAUUAUGCUCGGAAGUUUAAGGUUCCAAGUGACCCCAUGCUCUUGGCCGAAUAUGAGCUUUUUAAUCCUACUUCGGCUACUUUGAACCUGCACAGCGAACACAACCGCGAGAUUUUUGCGGAGGCCUUCAUCGAAGGUGACUUGGAUACCCUGGAGCACCUGUGCGUGAAAAGCUUGGCCAAGUUGGGAACUCGGGGCUUGGCGCCAAUUUUGUUGGAGACUCCGGAGCUAAUGCGAGUGUUCUACGACUCUCUCGACGUGGAGUUGCCCCUGAGGGAAUGCUAUGUGAUCGACGACCAGCGCUUUUGGCGACGUGUGGUACUCAGCAAGACGCUGGACAAAACCCUGCACUUGAAGCGUUUGAACGAGUUCGACUGGAAAUCGGAGGGGGUCAGCCGGAAGUUCGUAGAACUUUUGGAGGACUGUCCAGUAAACAUAGAACCGGAAACAAAGCUUGCCCGACUGGCGGGCAAGGUAUGGGAAUACGUCAACUCCAUGCAUGUUCGAAGGUUGCAGGCACUUCCGGAUUACAAGUUCAAUAAGUUUCUGGACAGUGAACCCGAUCAGGACAUAACCUCUUCCUCAUCGGAUGAGGAGACAAUCUCUAGCGACGAACCGGAUACAGACUUAGGAUUGGACGGAGAAGAAGGUGAAGAGGAAGAUAGCGUUAUUAAGGUGCAGGAAAUUCAAUUCUGGCGGACGAGCAGCAUAGAUGACGAAUGCAGCGGCCGCCGUGCGGAGCGACGGAAAAGAAAUGCUGCCCGUCAGGCAGCCCGAGAUCUGAUCGCACAGAAACGGCAGGAACAUGAGGGUCGCAAACAAAAGCUCUUUGCAGCCCGGGAAGCUUUAGCCAAUCCUCCGCCGAAACCUAAGAAGAAGAAAAAGAAAAAGACGCCGCCCAUACAGGAUGUAUUCAAUAUUCCAGUCGAGCCUGAACCGGAGGACGAUGAGGACACAAAGCCAGAUCAGCGAAACAAGACGUUGAUGCUUAACAGGAUCAAGCGAUAUAACUAUCCCGACGAGCACUGUCACCACAUUGACUUGGGACUUGUGAGGAUCUUUGGGAAUCUGGUGUCCUUUACCUUGGAGUUUUUGGGACCACCACAUGUUCAGAAUUAUCACAAUCGCCUCAUAAAGUUCUCAUACGGCGACAUGGUGCGCCUUGGACGAGGACUGCGCUGCUUAUCCUGCCUCAAAACUUUCAGGCUUCGAAAUUCUAGCAUCGAUGCUCGGAAACUUCAAAUCCUGGCACGCAGCCUGCGAGUAAUGGACUCUCUGGAGGAGUUAGACUUUGGCUACGACCUGAUGCCGGACGACUGCCAUGAGGCAAUACGAUACUUGUUGGAUCGACCAGUUAUGUUCCGAAUGCUUCAACUCGAGUACAACAAACUCGGCUCUAAUACAGCGGGAGUGUUAAGCAAGGCCUUGACCCAGGAAGACCAAGAAGGUGUUUUGGAAUAUCUGGGCUUGGCCCACAACCCUCUGAACGAGACAGCUCUGCACACGCUCUUCCAGGGCAUUAUCGGUUCACCGCACGUCCUGGCCCUGAACAUUUCUGGGAUCGUCGGGAGCAAGGGCACAGGUUCCAUGGGCAGAGAAAUCGGAUAUUUGCUGCGAAAUCAUCCGCCGCUCUUAAGUCUGGAAAUGGCAUCAAUCAAUAUCGGUGUCUCUCAGGGAUAUCUGCUUUUAAGGAGCUUGGAGCAAAAUCAAAAGGUUUUACAUGUGGAUUGCCGAGAGUGCGACUUGGAUAUCGACCAAGAGUUCGAGGCAGACAUAAUAGUGCGGCGCAACAAUUACAUAUUGAAAAAUAUGCAUCAUGGGGAAAACCUGUGCGCCGUUGUCAAGGAUCGACGCCAUCCGAUUGUCCAACGGAUCGAGGACUACAAUGCUGCCAGAAAGGAGUGCUGUCUGAAUCGACCGCCCCUAUUACCUCCCACCGUGGAAAUAGCACCGCCAGUGGUCGAAGAGAAGAAGGAGGAGGAGGAGCGCGACAUCUGGGCCAUUCUGGGGAUAAAUAUCAAGCCGACAGUGCCUGUAGAUACAGCGGAGGAGCGGAAGACCGUCGAACCACGUUCUUCCGUCUGGUUGCCACCCUUCGUUUACGAGCCCAACUCCUUUGAUCUGGAGCAGUUUCGAGAGUCCGUGUAUUUGCCAGGUCCUGGAAAUCGAUUUUUCUACCUGCAGAAGAACAAAAUGCCCUAAUUCUCAGUGUCCUUGUUAUCUGUCCUAAGGGAAUUAUUGUCUAACAUUGUACUCUGACUAUAUUUUCGCAGCAUUAAAGACGCCAUUUAGCCGGCA